This is a messenger RNA of Macadamia integrifolia, 882 nucleotides long. Its product is annotated as protein FAR1-RELATED SEQUENCE 5-like. The record is from RefSeq and is a predicted model, not a curated record. Bases 1 to 882 code for a protein of 293 amino acids. NCBI's taxonomy places the organism in Eukaryota, Viridiplantae, Streptophyta, Magnoliopsida, Proteales, Proteaceae. Gene Ontology annotation, biological process: regulation of DNA-templated transcription. The transcript has 2 exons.
AUGAAGAUAUGUUUGGUUGAUGAUGGAAAAUACAAAUGCUGUGACUUUGUGAGGGAACAUAAUCAUGAGCUUCAUAUUACAUCAACAGUUCAUAUGCUGCGUUCACAGAGGAAUAUGUUAGACAUACAUAGGCAGAAAAUUGAUUUGGCAGAUGACUCGGGGAUCAUGUCUAGAUCCACAAUUGAGUUAAUGGGUAGGCAGACUAGUGGGAUAGAAAACCUGAGUUGUUUGACCCAAGAUGUUAGGAACUAUCUCUGCACUAAAAGACAGCGUGCCUUGACAUAUGGUGAAGCAGGUAGUUUGAUGAAGUACUUUGUUACCCAAACUAAGAACAACCUAUCUUUCACAUACUCGUUUCAACUGAAUAGUGAAGAACAAAUAACUAACAUAUUUUGGGCUGAUCCAAAGAUGAUCAUUGACUACGCACAUUUUGGAGAUGUAAUCAGCUUUGACACUACAUUUUGCACUAACAAAGAGUGUAGGUCGUUUGGGUUGUUUGCUGGAUUCAAUCAUCAUAGAGGGUGCACUGUAUUCGGGGCUGCAUUUUUAUGUGAUGAGACAGUGGAAUCUUUCGAAUGGCUGUUUGAGAAUGGCAUUACACAUUUGGGUCAUAUGAUGAAAGAUGGUUUCAAGUUUCUUACAGAUUUAAAGAAAUGCAUAUACCAAUACGAUGUGGAAGAUGAAUUCGAGACAACAUGGUAUAAUUUGCUACACGAGUAUGAUGUUAAGGAUAAUGCAUGGUUGCAACGCAUUUAUGGUCUUAAAAGUCAAUGGUGCUAUAUCAAAAACACAUUCACAAUAGGCAUUCGAAGUACACAGCUCAGUGAGAGUCUAAACAGUGACUUGAAGGACUAUUUGAAGUCAAUUUUGGAUGUUGUGUAA